This is a messenger RNA of Racocetra persica, 1836 nucleotides long. The record is from the annotation of a GenBank genome assembly. Lineage: Eukaryota; Fungi; Glomeromycota; Glomeromycetes; Diversisporales; Gigasporaceae.
AUGUCUUCAGAAGAAAAUGAAAAAGAUACAUUUACCGAAUUAAUAGAUAAAAUCAAACCACGCGAUUCUCAUUACUUUAAAACUCGACACGAAUGGUCUCUUAUAAGUUUUUUACUUUACCGUCAACAAUGCUCCGAUUUUAUACUAGACAAAGUGCUGGAACAUGAUCGGUAUACCCAUAGCUUAACAAUAAUAAUUAGCUGGGAAGAUGUACCUGCAGAUUUAGUAGACCGGUCCGUUAAGGCACUUCAAUCAUUCCAAGUGAUAAUAUACGCUUUGGAUGGGGUUGCGGCCUGCGUUCAAUCACCCAGCACUCCUGAUUGCGGUUGGGAGAUGUUUGAGUUGCGGCUCGGGUGGUUCCAUGGGGUUGCGGCCUGCGUUCAAUCACCCAGCACUCCUGAUUGCGGUUGGGAGAUGUUUGAGUUGCGGCUCGGGGAGUUUUGGGAAAGUGUAACAUCAUCACAAAAGCGAAAAUUUGCAGCGAUAUCAGAACGCACAACUGUAAUGGAAGAACACGCUACUGCGGUUUUAAAAAUAACUUCUCAACAAGAUCAAAUCAUACGAGAGGAAUUUUUAAAUCUACUAGAGAAUAAGGAUGCAGAUAGUUCAUCACCACCGACAAAACGGUUACGUAUGCAAGAGGCUAACUACGUUGCUCAAGAAGAGACGUUGAAUUCUGUCACAGAAACAUCUAAUAUAUUUAGAGAUGUCCAGUUCCCAGAAUACUAUGUUAAACUUAAAACGAUUUGGCAAAACCGUGAUCCAGAUGCUGGUUAUUAUGUAAUCGAUUUAGGAAAUCGAGAAAUAUUAAAGCAAACGCAUGAUCUCUUGAAUGAAGAUGAGCUAAAACGAUUAUUCGACAGAAUGACAUUGGAUGAUGAGAAAAAGUCUUCAAGUAAAAAGGCGAUUCAAUAUCUGAAACUAUUCGAUCAAAUUGUAUAUUAUUCAGACGAUGAAGGGGAUGAAGAUUCCAAUAGCAAGAUUGACGAUGAAAUUGUUUUAAAAAUAGAAAAAGAAGUUCAAAGCUUGAAUGGAUUAGCCACGAAAUUUAAAUAUUUAUCUUAUGCACUUCCGAUUCCAAUAAAAGAGUAUGAUGAAUCCACAUACCCUGAAAUCCAUAUUAUUAACAGUAUUUCAAGGCAUUUAAGUGCUAUUUCUAAUAUGGAUAAAAUUUCCGUAAAUACGACUGAAAGAACUUGGACUGCUCAUGUUCUCUCAUAUAUGUUUUUCAUGACGUUCAGCUAUAUUAAUUCCGUGAGGUUUUUUUCCUGCGAACGUCAAAUAUCUACAAAAUUUGACCUACAAAACAUUGAUCAUAGAGCAGAUGGUGUCGCCGAGUUGUUCGAAAGACCCAGGCAAAUUCCUAUAUUUAUACUUGAGGUAUCCGGAGACCCCGACAAUCCGGAUCCAGAGAAAUAUAUAGAUGAUAGGAAAAAAUUGAUGAAGGAGGGCGUUUUUGCGCUAAAUAAAUUUAUAACGGGAACGAAGUUCCCAACAUGGGAAACGUGUGAAUCUUUAGGUGUUUUUUUAGCUCAAGGAUUCGUUCCAAAUCUUAUUAUACCAACCUCGCCCUCUGACUUAGAACAUGCCCCGAGACUCAUCCGAACGCUUCUUUGUUUGCGGCAUAAUGCCAUUAAAAAAAUUAAAAAUUUUCAGAAGCUUGAAAAAAAAGGACAACGUCACAUCAUAAAUCCAUCAUCAAAGUAUACAACUGGAUUUACCCCAAAUCGGCCUGGACUUGUAACGUUCAAUAAAUUUUUGCCUAAAGUGUCAGACGACAAGAUGAAGAAUGAACAAGCGAAUGAGACCAAAGGAAAGGGAGGGGACGUGGAGUAG